Messenger RNA from Nilaparvata lugens (brown planthopper), 1065 nucleotides. RefSeq names its product spectrin beta chain-like. Gene Ontology annotation, molecular function: actin filament binding. The coding region runs from base 16 to 1065 and encodes 349 amino acids. Gene Ontology annotation, biological process: actin cytoskeleton organization; neuron development. The record is from RefSeq and is a predicted model, not a curated record. NCBI's taxonomy places the organism in Eukaryota, Metazoa, Arthropoda, Insecta, Hemiptera, Delphacidae. The transcript has 7 exons. Gene Ontology annotation, cellular component: cell projection; plasma membrane; cortical actin cytoskeleton.
AACGAUUGAUUGUAGAUGAUGGAGUACGGCCAGCGUAUCACGGCCGAACCGAGCACCCAGGACGAUCCGCAGUACAUGUUCCUGCGAGAGCGACUGAAGGCCCUCAGAGAUGGAUGGGAGGAUCUGCACCAGAUGUGGGAGAACCGGCAACAGCUACUGUCGCAGUCACUCAAUCUGCAGAUGUUCAAUAGGGACGCACGCCAAGCCGAGGUGUUGCUGUCGCAACAGGAGCACAUCCUGAGCAAGGACGAGACGCCCGUCAACCUGGAACAGGCAGAGAACCUGAUCAAGCGACACGAGGCCUUCCUCACCACAAUGGAGGCCAACGACGACAAGGUCAACGCAGUCGUCCAGUUUGCCGGCCGGCUCAACGAUGAGAAGCACUUUGCUGCCGACAAGGUGAACAAGAAGGCCGAAAACAUAAACGAUCGACGAAACGUGAACCGCGAACGAGCAAUCCAGCUCAUGGAGAAGCUGAGAGAUCAGCUCCAGCUGCAUCAGUUCUUGCAGGACUGCGAGGAACUGGGCGAGUGGAUGCAAGAGAAGAACAUGACUGCGCAGGACGAGACCUACCGCAGCGCCAAGACAGUGCACAGCAAGUGGACACGACACAAGGCAUUCGAGGCCGAGAUCGCUUCCAACAAGGACCGGCUUGUCAGAGUGCAACAGAGCGGGGAAGAGUUGAUGAAAGAGAAGCCGGAACUGAAGGAGGUGAUCGGCCCGAAGGUUGGAGAAUUGCAACAGCAGUUCGACAAUCUGGAGACAGUCACGCGCGACAAGGGUGAGCGUCUGUUCGACGCGAACAGGGAGGUGCUGCUGCACCAGACUUGUGAUGACAUCGACACCUGGAUGAACGACCUUGAGAAGCAAUUCGAGUCACCUGACACAGGCAACGACCUGGCCUCAGUCAACAUACUCAUGCAGAAGCAACAGAUGAUCGAGACGCAGAUGGCAGUGAAGGCGAAACAGGUGACUGAGCUGGAGGCACAGACCGAGUACCUGGAGAAGACUGUUCCCGAGAAGGAGAAGAUCGACGAGAUCAAGGUACUCAACUACUUGACUUAG